Messenger RNA from Endocarpon pusillum Z07020, 1887 nucleotides. RefSeq lists its product as uncharacterized. The record is from RefSeq and is a predicted model, not a curated record. Gene Ontology annotation, biological process: regulation of DNA-templated transcription; phosphorelay signal transduction system. NCBI's taxonomy places the organism in Eukaryota, Fungi, Ascomycota, Eurotiomycetes, Verrucariales, Verrucariaceae. The transcript has 7 exons. Gene Ontology annotation, molecular function: phosphorelay response regulator activity; sequence-specific DNA binding; DNA-binding transcription factor activity. The coding region runs from base 1 to 1887 and encodes 628 amino acids.
AUGGAUGGACCAGCCGGCACGGCUUCGGCCAAUAACUCUAGCGACUUCGUGCGCAAGCUAUACAAAAUGUUGGAGGAUCCUUCAUAUGCGUCAGUCGUGCGAUGGGGUGAUGAAGGAGAUAGUUUCGUGGUGCUCGAGAACGAGAAAUUCACGAAAUCCAUUCUUCCAAAGCAUUUCAAACACAGCAAUUUUGCGAGCUUCGUGCGGCAAUUGAACAAAUACGACUUCCACAAAGUGCGGCAGAAUAAUGAAGAAGGAGGCACGUCGCCCUACGGCCCAAAUGCAUGGGAAUUCAAACACCCGGAAUUCAAGGCCAACAACAAAGACUCGCUGGAUAACAUUCGAAGAAAAGCUCCUGCCCCUCGGAAACCGUCCGCUAUGAAUGAGGGCGAGAUUCCGAUACAACAGAUAGAUCUGAUGAAUCAGCAGCUGGUUGCUCAAUCGCAGCAACUCGAGCAAUUAUCGCAACGAUACGCCGAGAUGGCUAUGAAUCAGCAAAUGGUGCUUCAAGAAGUAUUACGUGUGCAAAAAACCGUCCUCAACCACGAGCACGUAAUCCAAAAUGUCAUGACCUUCUUGCACUCUGUUGAUGCGAAGCAGAGAAGGGACAGCAAAAUCAUGUUCAACACAGGUGACACAGGCCAAACCGCUCAGCUGACACCAACCAGCCAGAGUAUCGCCGUUCCCGAGGAUGAGCCCGCAUCACCAUUACAGCACGCGAGCAAGCUUUUGAACGAGAGCAACGCUGAAGGACAAUUCAAUCUUGCAAGCAUGGAGCAGUUACAUGAUCUCUCCAAUAAAACUCCAGGGGUGAUGUCGACGCCGCCGGCCGAUCAGCAUAUGCGUAAUGCGAACAGAGCUCCUCAAUCUGCCGAUUCAAGCUCUACAUUGGGAUAUGCCCGCCUCAACAAUGGUGAAUUAGAUCAAGUGGUAUAUCCAAUGGGAACCAACAAUGGAAUUGACCCAAUGUACAGCGAACAUGUUAACAAUAUUCCUUACUCAUUGCCACCAAAAGAGCUCGAUCCGUCGGAUCCAAGGAGACAUUACGCAGAUGGUAGAAAGAAGAGCACAUUCGCCGACCCUGGCUGGAGUAGGCAGCCACGUAUACUACUUGUCGAGGACGAUCCAACCUGUCGACAGAUUGGUGGGAAGUUCUUGUAUUCUUUCUGCUGCGUGAUUGAUUCUGCUCUUGAUGGCCUCGAAGCCGUGAAUAAAAUCCAGGAAGGUGUCAAGUACGACAUGAUUCUCAUGGACAUUAUAAUGCCUAAUCUGGAUGGUGUAUCUGCUUGCCACCUUAUCCGGCAAUUUGACCGUACGCCAAUCAUUGCCAUGACUUCCAACAUCAGAAGCGAUGAUAUCCAAAUGUAUUUCCAGCAUGGCAUGGAUGAUGUUCUGCCUAAACCAUUCACUCGGAAAUCUCUUCUCGACAUGCUCGAGAAGCAUCUCUCACACCUCAAAAGGCUACCUCCAGGAAUGGAGCCACCUCCUUCCGCCACCACUUCUUCGAUCCCUCAGUCAUCUACUGGUCAAAGUAUCAAAGACGACGCCUCUUCACCUGCUCAAUCACCAGCAGGCUCCAUGGGCAAUUGGCAAUCUCCCGGACAAUAUCCAGGGGUAUCACCUAUCCAUACCAACAUCCCUACUCAGUAUGCCCAGAUGGCCAACCACAGCCCGUACGGUACGAGUCCGCACACACCGAUAACAGCACACAUACCGGGGCGUCAACAACAACCAUACCAACAACCCCAGCAGCAGCAGCAGCCGCAGCAUCGACGCCAGAUCAGUGAAAUGUCAGGUGGAGUAACAGACAUGAAUGGAUUUAACAAGCGACAGCGUGUUUAUGUUCAGCCCGGUCCAAGUAUGGGCAUGCCGGGUGGGCCACAAUAA